CCACUGUCAUUCACAACACUCUUUCUUUCGUUUUGACCAGUUUUGACCGUUUCGACGGUUGAUAUUUCAUUCUCUCUUUUGUACAGCCUCGUUUAACCACGUUGUGCAUCAGUGAUAAUUUUAGAAAAUCUUUAAUCAUCGGCCGAAAUCUCACAGAAGUCCAUUUAAUUAUAAUUUUGUCAGAUACUUUAAUCGCAAAGUUUUGGUUUCCUGUGGAUAUUUCGUCGCUGGUGUGCGAGAAACUUAUACGGAACGUGAAAGUGACUUUGCACCGCUGUGUACUACAUCAUUCACCGGUAUUUUCACGUGUUGCCCAACUUGUAGCUUCACUCUUGUUGGUCGAAUAACUACAUUUAACUUUAUAAUUGCGAUUUGUUGUGAUAUUGGAGACAAUUCCGACGUCCACCCGCUAGAAGUACAACAUGCCUCCACAAAAGAAACGCAAUGAGUUCGUCUUCGUUGUAGACUUGGCGUCGGACGAGACCUUCCUGCGGAACGCCCUGGACAGAGUCUUCACUUUGAAGUCCCUGGAGACCAGAGGCCCAAAAAAGGACCCUACAAAUGACCAGUUCCAAAUGGUUGCUAUGAACUAUCCGCAUCCUGACACGGAUGGUUCAAAUUACAUGGUGAUCAGUGAUUUUGUGACGCCAAUGUUCACUGAUAGGGUGUUUAAGUAUUUGAGUGAACAUCUGCUCAUCUAUAAUGAAAUGGAGCGCAAAGAUUGCGAUUGCAAUUUGGUCAGUGCCAUUAAAUAUGGAGGUGGAAUAUUUAAUGCGUUAUCCGACAACUUGCAUGUUACCACCUUUUUUCUGAUUGUCAUCAGUGACUUUCAAAAUUUUAAAAACUCUCCUUAUGAGGAGAGUGAAAUUCAGCAGUGUGUGGAUCUUUUUUGCACUCUGGACAUCAUGUUCAUUGCUGUAGUAGAUCAGGAUGUCUGCUACAAUUUCAAUGACAUGAUUGAGACAUGUCGGCAAAUGGAAAAGGUGAUGGAGACAAUUCAAAUUCCAAGGAGGAACAGUGCCAUUGAAGCUGUUUGUUCAAUUGCUCAACAAACAGAGGGGAUUCUGACCGGGGAAAAGCUUUUUUUGAACUUUGUGACCCUCUUUGCAAACCCAGCGUCUAAGCAACCUUGGAACACGUCCCUCACUCUGGGGAGCUACUCUUACUCCACUGUUACCACCAAGCUUACUGAACAGGCAAACAGUUUCUUAGGCAAAAGACCACCGAUUCGCCAAUAUGCCUAUCGCCAGCCACAGACGGCGAACAUGGCUACUACAUCUUCUGGUGCAGGGCAACAGGUCGCCGAACGGGAUGUGGCCUUGGUGAAAUUUUUCCACGGUCGUGCACUGCACAUUCCUGCAGAUGUGCGUGCGUUUCCGAAGGAUGUCCCAGCCACAUUUAAGAUUCUUGGUUUCAUUGAUGCCAGUGAAAUGUCGGAAUUGUACUACGGGGGGAACGAGUCUUUUGCGGUCAGUGCGCGUGAAGACAGCCCUCGCGCGGAGCAUUUCGUGGAAUUGGCAUUUAAAAUGAUCCGCAGAAAGAAAUACGCCAUCGUAGCAAGGGUAUAUUCUCGAGGAAAGUCGGCCAGUGCGUUUGUGCUGAUUCCCCAACCGGAAGGCUGGAUGCUGAUGACCGACCUAUGCGAUGGAGCCUUACGUGUUCUCAAUCCGACAGAGGCGGACCAUACUGACGUCGACGAAAAAUCUCUCUCUAACGGGAUGCUGGCGUUACGACAGCAUCUUAUCAAGAGCAAGGUUUUGUUCCAUCCAUGCUGUUCGUUGGGGCCUGGACAGAAUCGUGUUUGCAACAAUGUGCGCCGCCUUUGCGGAUACAAUAAAAAUUUAUUCAAGCCGGAUGAGCUGACAGUUGGACUGGGCGACAGAGACAAGGAGUUGAUCGAUAAUCUGUUUGUCUCAACAACUUCAAAGAUUGAUCAACCCGAGGAGGAGGAUGAUUGGUAGGCAGGAAAGAAUCAUGGUGUUUGGCAGUUUGCUCCGGGAACAUGGACCCGAAGUUCUGCGUAGAAGCCGGGAAAGAACGAAAUCUGCGCCCAAUAUUUGCUCGAGGAUCAUCCAAACUGGUUGUCAUUUGGAAUCUGGUAACUUUGAACUAAGGUGAAGGCACCACUGUCAUUCACAACACCAUCUUCGUCUUGACCUUUGAUACUUCUCUCUCUCUUUUUACAGCCUUAUUUAGCCACGUUGUGCAUCUGUUAUAAUUGGAGCCACGACGUGUAGCCAGCCUGCAGGGCACCUUCAUGCGCCUUCAUACUCCGACGCAGCUUGGGAUUUUACUGGUGCGUGCGGAACACGCAGGUUCUCUACGUUCCAACUAAACAACACUUCACUCGCGCAUCUAUUGCAACUUAUCAUUUGUGUAUGUACUCUUCUACCUACACUGUGUGCUCUCUUGCGCACAGCUUUCGCCUAUAUCCUGUUGUCUGAGAAACCCCUUCUAAGACGCUCCCCCUGGGUAGCAAUACCCUAGGAGCAUUUCAAUUCUGGUUCUGGGUUCACGCCCAUUGGGGCAAGCUCUCCGAGGUGUGUGUUUAGUGGGUCGGGUACGUCGCCUUCUGCGAGGCCUAAACCCCACACGCUGGUCACUCGUUCCGGCCAGCCGUCUGUUGAGCAGAUUUUUCACACCUCUAAUCAAAAAAAAAAAAAAAAAAAACCACAUCGGCCGCAAUAUCCCAGAAAUUCUCCUAAAGUUUAAUAGUAUAGCUCACGAAGUAUUGUUAUUUGGAUUGUAUGUUGACGUGACUGUCGGUAAUACAGUGUGAUCGUAUUAUAGUACACAGGGCUUGAGCUUCAUUACUGAUCGUUAGUAUUGUAUGUAUUGUUAGUAUUAUUAUAUUGUAUGUGUUUUUCGCGACUGUUAUCGUUUUAUUUUCAGUAAAUCGCAUUUAUUU
Dalotia coriaria is the source of this 2908-nucleotide messenger RNA. RefSeq lists its product as uncharacterized. Bases 423 to 1961 code for a protein of 512 amino acids. The record is from RefSeq and is a predicted model, not a curated record. Lineage: Eukaryota; Metazoa; Arthropoda; Insecta; Coleoptera; Staphylinidae. The transcript is spliced from 5 exons. Gene Ontology annotation, biological process: double-strand break repair via nonhomologous end joining. Gene Ontology annotation, molecular function: DNA binding.